UCCAGCGAAGAAGAAGUAGUUCCGUAACGUCCACCGCCGGUGAACCUCAGAAGACAUGAAGAGCUCUGUGUCCGGAGGUUCGGUGGCGUUUUACCGCUUGUUUGUCUUCGUCUGUGCCGUAAACGUGGCGUGGGCUCAAAUCUACUCUGCGCUCUAUGAUGAGAAAACAUCCCGUCUGUUUCUGAGAGACGGACUUCAGCCGGACUCUGUCGCUGUCGCCAACUUCACUGACCGCAUCAGUGACACGGGGUGGGCGUAUCUGGAGGUCAGCACCAGCGGUGGGUAUAAUGACACGCUGCAGGCGUACGCUGCUGGAGUCGUGGAGGGUGCCGCCACCUCUCAGCUCAUCUACAAGCACUGGAUGAACACCCUGAUGGGUUACUGCGGCCCGUUCUCUCCCGAUGUGAGCUACUGCCAGAGGCUCAAGGACUACAUCACCACCAACCUGCAGUGGCUCUCGCAGCAGAUGGAGGCUCACGCAGACGCCCCCUACUGGCAUCAGGUGCGUUUGUCUUUGCUGCAGCUGCAAGGCCUGGAGGAUGGAUACAAUGGGCAGAUUGAUUUUCCGUCUGGAAGUCUUUCCAUCAAACCCUUUGGCUUCCUCCUUUUCCAGAUGGGUGGAGACCUGGAGGACCUGGAGGCGGCGCUGAACAAAUCCAGUCAGUCUCGUGCUGUAGGCUCCGGCUCCUGCUCGGCUCUGAUCAAGUUCCUCCCGGGCCGCAAGGAUCUACUGGUGUCUCAUGACACCUGGAACAACUACCAGUCCAUGCUGAGGAUACUGAAGAGAUAUAGCUUUACUUACCGCACGUCUCCAGCAGGAAAGGAGAUUAUUCCUGGCAGAAUCCAGGUGUUUUCCUCCUAUCCUGGCAGUAUUUUCUCAGGAGAUGACUUUUAUUUGCUCAGCAGUGGACUGGUAACUUUGGAGACCACUAUCGGCAACAGUAACGCUGAGCUGUGGAGAUUCGUCCGGCCCCGCGGGGCUGUCAUGGAGUGGCUGAGGAACAUUGUGGCCAAUCGACUUGCUCAAACCGGUCAAGAAUGGACUGAUAUCUUCAGCAAGUACAACAGCGGAACGUACAACAAUCAGUGGAUGGUGAUCGACUACAAGCUCUUUGUCCCGGGCCAGGAGUACACAAAACAAGGGCUUUUCACAGUUUUAGAGCAAAUACCUGGAAUGAUCAUAACAGCGGACAAAACUAAGGAGCUGUUUGAGACGGGCUACUGGGCCAGCUACAAUAUCCCGUACUUCGAGGAGGUGUUCAACGCGAGCGGAGGGCCGGAGCUGGUUCAGAAAUACGGAUCCUGGUUCUCCUUCAGCGACAAUCCGAGAGCGCAGAUCUUCCGCAGAAACCAGACUCUUGUUUACGACUUGGACUCCAUGGUGCGUCUGAUGAGGUAUAAUAACUAUGCGGAGGACCCUCUGUCACGCUGUGAGGGCUGUGACCCCGCCCAGAACGGGGAGAACUCCAUCUCGGCCCGCUCGGACCUGAACCCUGCCAACGGCUCGUAUCCGUUCGGGGCUCUGCAGCAGCGGCCUCACGGCGGCACGGACAUGAAGGUGACUAGCGCGGCCAUGUUCAGCCGGCUGGAGCUGGUGGCCGUCAGUGGACCCACAUGGGAUCAGGUGCCCGUCUUCCAGUGGAGCAGCUCACCCUUCAGCACUCUCCUGCACAUGGGUCAUCCAGACCGCUGGGCUUUCCGGCCCGUCCACAUCAGGUGGUCCAGCUCUGACCGGCCCUGACCAUCCACACGAAGACCCGCCUGCUUCAAAUACUAAGAAGCCAGUGUUUUGAUUUAAGACUGUUCUGUGUCUGUGGAACGACAACCAAUCAAGAUGUUCUGAUUGUUCUGCUGCUGCUUUGAAUUUUAAAUCUUGCACAUGAAAAAGAUGCAAAUUGUAUAAUUGUAUAUCCAGAUCAUGGGCAUUGUUAUAUUUUCUAAAAUGUAAAAUUGAGAAUUAAUUUUUUUAAAAUAAAAUUUACUGUAAAAACAAAG
Messenger RNA from Puntigrus tetrazona (Sumatra barb), 1995 nucleotides. It is a transcript of the gene plbd2, whose product is annotated as phospholipase B domain containing 2. Gene Ontology annotation, cellular component: extracellular region. The transcript has 12 exons. Bases 56 to 1741 code for a protein of 561 amino acids. Lineage: Eukaryota; Metazoa; Chordata; Actinopteri; Cypriniformes; Cyprinidae. Gene Ontology annotation, molecular function: glycerophospholipase activity. Gene Ontology annotation, biological process: phospholipid catabolic process. The record is from RefSeq and is a predicted model, not a curated record.